ACAAAGACAGGAAUCUCAUUCCAUGUGCAAUCUUCGUCAACGAAACGUGACUUUGUCAUCUUUGAUAUAGUUACGGGUACCGUUGUUCAUUUGAUUUUGAAGAUAUUUUGUCUUCAUCUUCAAAAAUAGAGCAACAACUUAGAAAACGAAAGCACACUGACUUGGUGUGCAGGUCGUCUAGUCCGACCAUGGCGUCUCCAAACAAUGAUGAUCAGGGACAGGGAAAAGAAACAAAACGAAAGAAAGAUUGUGAUACAGGUCAAGAAAUAAAAUCAGUAGAUUAUGACAUUUCUUGGACACAGACGUACAGUGAUGUUUCUGCGGUCUUCAAGUUUAAAUCCAAAAUUGAGAGAGCAAAUGAAAUUGAUGUCCAGUUUCAGGAUAACUUAAUACAAGCUUUUUUCCCAAAUGGAAGCUGCUGGUCUUAUCGAUUGUUUGGAGAAGUCAGGAAAGAAAAGAGUCGAGUGAUUGUUAAAGGAUCACGGAUGGAACUGAAAAUGGUGAAGAAAAUUGCGCAGAACUGGCCGACCUAUCAGGAGGUCGUAGCCAAAAAGGUCCCUGAUGAGGAGACGUCCGAUAAAGCCGGGCCUUCUGAUCUCCAAACAGGACAGAGGGGACAUACAGAGGAUGAAGACAGUAAGGAGAAAAUAGAAAAAGAUGAAGAACCCAUCUUCUACAUUGACCACAUCAAACAUGACUUCUUUGAAAGGGAGGACAAGUUUGUUCUUCACAUUUAUGUAAAAGGUACAGGAAAGGAUGCUGUCAAAGUGAUCUUUGAGAAAAGUGUGUUCCUUGUCAAGUUCCAAACACAGGAUGUCAAGUUUCUGAAGCUACAUGAGGGCACUUCUGAAGACACUGCAUUCUGCUGGAAGGUGAAAAUGAGAAGGGACAUCAAGCCCGAGAUGAGUACAUACAAGGUGACUGGCACAUACAUAGAGCUUGUUCUGAAGAAACUGUCCGCCGAACGCUGGGGGUGUUUGGAGGCUCCACAGAGAAGAGAGACUGAUAGUGCAAAGUCAGAUUCCUGGAUAUCAACGAAGAAGCCAACAGCCACAAGCAGCACAGGGCUGGCAUUUGAUGAGAUGAGUAAUGUGAAUGUAGACAAGUACCAGGCCAGCGUGUCAGACACGGGCCACAGUGACCGAGAGGAGAGAAGUGGAGUGUCAAACGCAAAUGACAAUAGCAAGAAGCCAACCUGUAAAGUCCAGCCUCUCAACAAGCUGGAUGGUCAGCAGAUGGUCAGCCCGGGCUACACUGGCCUUGACAACCUUGGCAACACCUGCUUUAUGAACAGCGUUCUGCAGGCACUCGCCAACACCAGGGAGUUCCGAGACUUCUUCCUGGAUGGGCGGUUCCAGCAGGAGAUCAAUCAAGACAACCCGCUCGGUACAGGAGGUAAUCUGGCAGUGUCCUUUGCAGUUCUGCUCAAGAGCAUGUGGUCAGGGAAGAAGUACUCUGUGGCUCCUGGCAAACUCAAGGACAUUGUGUCGAAGAAGGCCAGUCAGUUCACAGGCUUUGCCCAACAUGAUGCUCAAGAGUUCAUGGCGUUCCUCCUUGACGGGCUUCAUGAGGACCUGAACCGAGUGAAGAAGAAGCCAUACACAGAGACCGUGGACUCAGAUGGGAGAGCAGACGAGGUUGUUGCUAACGAGUCCUGGGAUGUAUACAAGAAGAGGAACGACUCAGCUAUUGUGGACCUGUUUCAAGGACAGUACAAGUCAACACUUAUUUGUCCUGUAUGCAGCAAGGUGUCGAUCACGUUUGACCCCUUCUUGUAUUUGUCCGUUCCACUACCUAAAAAGUGUCGACUGUUGCCCAUCACAUUCAUGUGGAAAGAUCCCUUUGGAAGGAAGCCAGUCCGGUACUUGGUUCGCCUACCCAAAGACUCCCGUGUUGAACAACUCACAGACGACCUCAGCAAAAAGACAGGGGUCAAACAAAAAGAUAUGCGGGUGUUUGAGGCGUACCGGGGGAAGAUUCUCAAGGUUUUCACACGACGCGCAAGUCUGUCUAGCGUCCAGAUCAAUGACACCAUUGUUGUUGCUGAAGUAUUGUCAGAGGAAGUGGCAGGAGAAGCCGUUUAUGAAGUACCUGUGAUACAGAGAACACUGAUGCCCAACCAGGCUCCCUUGAGGUGCUCUCAGUGCCGGAAGCCACCUGCAGCGGGGAUCAAGCUCAAGCGGUGCACCAAGUGUUUCAAAGUUGGAUACUGUGAUCAGGCCUGCCAGCGAUCUCACUGGCAAGUGCACAAGUCAAGCUGCAGUGUGAUCCCGGAGCCUGUAGGCUGCCCCUUCAUCGUCAGUAUACCAGAAUCUCGGGCGACCUUCUCACGGCUCGGGAAACUCAUGGAAGCAUACUCAAGGUACUCCGUGGAUGUCUUCCAGCCCCCUGUGCAGGCCGUGCCGCCCACCAAGCUGUCCAGCCAUCCCUCCACCUCCAACCUCAGCUCCUCCUCCAGCAGCCAAUCAAGUGGCAGCCUCAACAGCCUUGACAGUCAAUCAUCAUCAGCCAGCACUCACACACUCACAGCAGAUGCUGAGCAGGCCUUGGAUGACGACUGUGACACUGGCAUUGAGAGCAGCAGCACCACAGCAUUAGCAGGGAGCGCCACAUCACUGGACAUGGACCAAAACCUCACCCACAUGCCUCCAACCAUUGCCUCGAGUGAGAGUUUCGGUAAUGAUGACAUACCGGAGAGUGCCUCCUUGGAUCAAAGUGCGUCAAGGAACUUCACUGUGGGUAGUUCGGGACAAGCCGACGAGAUCUUCCCUCCAGAUCAGGCUAAGGUGUCGUCCAGAUCGAUCCCCACCAACCCUGUCCUGGGCAUCCAGACAGAGGAGUCCGAGAGGGCCAUGCCGUUGUUCCACAUCAAGCCGGUCAAUAACGACGGGGAAGGACUGAGGGGCCCUGAUGGGGAGAGACUAGAAGAUAAGGGAGAGGUACCCCUAGACUUGACGAGCCGGCGAUUUCUAUCCAUGGACUGGAGAAACAGUGACAAGCUUGCGUCCUAUGUGUUGGUCCAGUCUAAGGAGUUGGAUGCGGAUGAUGAUGAAAGCAUGCAGACGGCACAAUCUGAUGACUACUCCAAUAUCACACUGGACCAGUGUCUGGAGGUGUUCACCGAGCCCGAGAUGCUCAGCCGAGACGAAGCCUGGUACUGCCCACAAUGCAAGAAGCACCAGGAAGCAACGAAGCAGAUGUCAAUAUGGCGGCUCCCACAUCUGCUUAUUAUCCAGCUGAAGAGGUUCUCCUUUAGAAACUUCAUCUUUCGGGACAAGAUCGACAAAAUGGUGGAAUUUCCUACAAGAGGUCUGGACCUGUCCAAGUUUAUCCUGGGGAAGACGCCCUCGGCACAGCAGCAUCCUGUGUAUGAUCUCUACGGCGUCAUAAACCAUCACGGAGGCAUCUUGGGCGGCCAUUACACCUCCUACGUACGCUGCACCGACACUGUUGACCCUCUGAGGAAUGAAGUUGAUUGGCGUCUGUGUGAUGACAGUCGAGUGUCAUCAAUCAGCAAUGAGAAGAACGUAGUCACCAGAGCCGCCUAUCUCCUGUUUUACCGACAACGAACAAAUGAACCAAUCCUUCCACCUCCGUCAAGUGAGUCGUCCGAGGAGGAACAAAACACUGAACAAACCAAACUUAUCACAGACUCAAAUGUCAAACUGUCAGCCACUGCCGACGGCGCCACCAAACAUUCUCAGAACUUGUUGGAGAAGGGGUCCAGUGACAGUGAUGAGGCUGGAGAAAUAAGGGGAGACAACCAGGACAAUCGGACAACCUAUAGGGACCUCGGUUACACAGACAUGGAUGCUGUGGACUGAGAGCAUUCAAUCACAAUUAUUUAUAACAUCACACAUCUUCCAUCAUGGAUAAAUGCCAUAUUUAUUCAGAUCAUUUGUCAUGUGUCUUUAUGCUUUACCAGUUGAGUUUAAUUUACCACAUCGGGCUGACUGAGUGAGUGAGGGAUUUUUUAGUAAUACAUGUAGUUACCUUUGUCAGGACUAUUAGAGCUAUCUGAAGAAUUUCAUUUUUGUCCAGCUAUGGUUGUGUGAGUGAGUGAGUGUUGUUUUAUGCCACAGAGAACAAUUGUAGCUACAAAUGUAUAUCACGGCCUUAUUCAGACGACAUAGUCUGUGCCUGACUGGCUAACAACAUGAGAACCUAUACUGAUCCUCAUUUAAGUAACUCGAUAUGUCUAAUGUACCAUUGCCCACUAGAAUGUCAUGAUGACUGCAGUGCAUAAAUUAAUUUCCAAAGUUCAUUGGCUGGAGGUCUUGUUAACACUGUUGCCAGCCCUCAUCAUAUUUUAGUAGUCCAAAACGCUUCUGAUAAACUACAAAAUGACAACAGACUUAGACUUUUGAUUAUUUGUAGAAAUAAAUAGGUAUUGACUAGAAGUUUCAACUGGAAGUUGGACCAGCUUUACGGAAAUGUUCCUAGCCCAAUUUCAAAGUCACAGGCAUUUGGCUAGCGGGCAGGCAGCUAUUUCAGACACUGAUGAUGAGCAUCGUCAAUACUUCACAUGCUUUCUCCGACACCCAUGAAUCCUGUAUAUGAAUCCUGAUUAUGUUUCUAGGUUUGUCAGCACCAUAUCUGUGCUCGUGGGUUUCACCAGAGUGGUAAAUGUCUAAGACCUACAUCACUUCGGGCUUUUUUCCCACAUCAAGCUGACACACCGUGAUAUAACUGGAAUACUGUUAAAAGCGACGUUAAACCCAACUCACACUCACUUACAACUAACACAAGGGUGAUUAUAGGGAAUUUUCACAUAUAUCUGAUUGUUAACAACUAUAUGUGAAAGUCUGACAAGACAGUCACUUUGUAAAACAGUGACUGUCUAUCCAGUUUGUCUAAUCACUAUCAAUAUGUAAAUGUUAUAGCACUGAAUACAGGCGAGCUGCUCUACCGUGGGUACACUGUUUCUAAAUGACAGAUUAAUAGUCUCAAGGCUAAUGACAAUCUUUGGUUAAAUAUGGCUUCAUCCAUUGAAAUGCACAUUUACAAGUCAUUGAAAUAUCAUCUUUCUCCUCUCCAGGAACAGUAGCUUUGACUUCAUACAAUGUACUCUCCAUUUGGACCUUACAAUGUGUAAAAUGUUCACGUUCUCUUGUUUCUUCAUGUAAGUCUGUGAUGGCUGUUGUACAGGUGUGAGACUACACGUGACAAACUUGCACAAUCGGGUGCUGUGGCUGAAAGACAUUAACAGUUUUUUAAUCAAAUAUUAAUAUGCAGGAAUUCAGCCUCUUGGUUUUGUUAGACUAUUUGCACCUUUGUGAAAGGAAAGGCAAAUGGGGGAACAAGCUGUAAACCCUGGUUUGACACAAGCAGCCCCAAAACACAGAUGGAAGUGACUGCGUCCAUAGCAUCAUCAUCUCAACUCCAGAAUGAGGAAUGUUGCUUAAAUUUCCGCACAAAUUUUAUAAGUUAUGGCUCUCCUGAUGCAUUUAUAUCAAUUCAACACUAAGUUUUUUAAAGAAAUUAUGGAACCUUUUGAUGGUGAAAUAUGUUGCAUUUACAAAGUACUAUAAAUAUAUCGUGAAACUCGCCAUGAAUAGUUGCAAGAAGCUGAUGACGCGUCAGGUAAUAUUUACACACUCGCUUGCUUAUGUCACUAAACAUGUGAAUAUCCAAACUUGUUUUGUCCAUUUUCAAGCGACUAAAAUGAAUGCAACUAAUUUAUUGUUUUUUGAGAACCUUGUCUCAAUGUGCUUCUACAGACAUUUAUAAAUGUUUUUUAUCAACUGUUAAUUCAAUAGAUGUUGUACUUUGAUCCUGUUUGCACUCUUUCACACGGAGUCAGCAUGCUAGGGAUUAAAUUGUGAUGAUUGUUAGUAGCCCCUUGAAACACGACUGAUUUACAGCUUUGUUGGACUUUGACCACCGCUGCUACCAUCUGAAUUUUUCUACUCACUACACAAAGAUUAUUGACAUUUAGGUAUUAUUCUUCUGUGGACUUAUCUCAAAUAGCCAUGGGGAAUUCAUUUGGCAUAUGUCUUGAAAAUGUGAAAGGUCAAGGUAACAAGAAAGAGAAAUCUCACAGAAAAGUUUGUGGUUAUACUCAGAACAUAGUUAUGCAUUUAUCAUUUACCAUCUCUAGGAUGGGGCCUUGCUUUGAAAAGGUUGAGGUCAAAAUAAGUCAAGGUUAUCAUUAAGGUCAUAUAAGUCAGUUUCUGAGCCGUGGUUAACUCAUCAGCCAUGAAACUCUGUGUUUACACGUAUCUUUACAAAUGCUACCACAUCUAAUGUUGGUGCGGGGGCAUGGGUGGCCCAGUCGUCUAAGGCGCCAUGGUUCGCUGUGAAGAGUUGCGUCCUUUGGGCACACCAGAAACCUAUGAUUGUGGGUUCAAAUCCCGGUUUCCCCCGAUUAUGU
Messenger RNA from Haliotis rufescens (red abalone), 6373 nucleotides. RefSeq names its product ubiquitin carboxyl-terminal hydrolase 19-like. The record is from RefSeq and is a predicted model, not a curated record. The transcript has 26 exons. Bases 189 to 3824 code for a protein of 1211 amino acids. NCBI's taxonomy places the organism in Eukaryota, Metazoa, Mollusca, Gastropoda, Lepetellida, Haliotidae. Gene Ontology annotation, molecular function: cysteine-type deubiquitinase activity. Gene Ontology annotation, biological process: protein deubiquitination.